Molecule: messenger RNA, 272 nt
Organism: Funneliformis caledonium
Lineage: Eukaryota; Fungi; Glomeromycota; Glomeromycetes; Glomerales; Glomeraceae
Source: the annotation of a GenBank genome assembly
AUGCUACAAAAAUAUCCUAAUGGAAAUGUAAAUUUGCGUCAAGCCUGCCAUAAUUUCGCCUUAGAGCAGGUGCAAUUGCAAAAGGAACAGUUAAAAGAAUUAGGACUUUUUACUAAUUAUGAGAAAUAUUAUCUUACCUUGGAUAAAAAUUAUGAAGCAGAGCAGAUACGAGUUUUUGGAGAAAUGGUUAAAAAAGGUUUAAUUUAUCAAGGCUUUCGGCCUAUUUAUUGGUCGUGUGGUCAUGAAACUGCCUUGGCCGGAGCGGAAAUAGA